Molecule: messenger RNA, 907 nt
Organism: Fusarium oxysporum Fo47
Lineage: Eukaryota; Fungi; Ascomycota; Sordariomycetes; Hypocreales; Nectriaceae
Exons: 1
Coding region: 1-852 (283 amino acids)
Source: RefSeq, a predicted model, not a curated record
AUGACCAACCAGACACCACUCUAUGGUAACAAGUUUGCCGAACUGGUCGCCCAAGACGUUUCGAACCCCCUUCCAGCUGAAAAUGCAGUCAAUGCUAAACUAACCAGCAUCGACGGCACUGGGACUGCCGCACUGGUCAGCAGACUGUAUGUCCCUGAGGAUACCAAGAGAUAUGGCGGCUUCGGUUUCAUCUUCAAAGAUGAUUCUACGUAUGACGACUUCAAAUGGGUACAAUUCGUCACCCGACAGCUCGUCAUUGAUGGUACAGCCCAAACUGGGAGCUUGUCCAACAAAACGAACAAACCCGCUUACCAGUUGGUAAACUCUACGGAGGACAUCACGGACUUUGCAACUGGCUCAGGAGCGCCGAACUGGAAUACUUGCUGGGGAGUGGACUCUAAACUUACCGAUGUUUUCUUCGCCAGCACUCAUGAAUACGUCAAGUCUGAUGCCCUCAAAGUGAACGGCAUUAUGGACACUCCGAGCGUCUUGAUCGGUAAGAUUCCUAAGCCGUGGGACAGAGAUUCUUAUCAAGAUGCUCCGGAUGAUUUGGUCGACAUGAAGGAACUGGCGACCGGGCGAGGCACUUCGCGCGCUUACUUCUCGGACUAUCUUGUGAAGAAGCUCGAUGGGGGUGGACAUCGCAUUUAUGCGCGUUUUGACCUCAGCUUGACUUGGAAUGCAGGCGAAGGGGAUAAAAAGAACUUUGAACUCAGCUCUUUGAACUCUACUGCCACAAACGCAUUUCUGAACUGUCACAGAGCUGCUCUCCAGCACACGACAAGACCACUGAAAGAGGGCAGUGUAUCAAAGCAACCUUAUCUGGACUUUCUUAACUCUAUUGUUACGUGAGAAGAGCCUAGGAACGGCUUUCAAUACUUGCAGGAAGACACGGUCCCAAGAUUGU